AGGCUGCCCGCUACAGAGUGUGAUGCAGAGACCCAAUCACAUCGGCAUUGCAAUGACAGAAGAUAUCGGCAGCAAUGGGAUGACAAGGUCAAAGGUCGUUGCGUCCUCCGUGCAGCCGUGUGGCUCCACUGUGAGCUUCCACAACAUCCAGUACAAAGUGCAUCCUAAGUCCGGGUUAUUCCGCAAAAGCACAACCAGCUGCAGGGAAAUACUGCUGAACCUCAGUGGAAUUAUGCCACCAGGCCUGAAUGCUAUUCUUGGACCCACUGGAAGUGGAAAGUCUUCGUUCUUGGACAUUCUGGCUGCUAGGAAGGAUCCUUCAGGUCUCACAGGAGAAGUGCUUAUUGACGGCGCUCCACAGCCUCCCAACUUCAAGUGUCUUUCUGGUUAUGUUGUUCAGGACGAUGUGGUUAUGGGAAUCCUGACUGUGAGGGAGAAUCUCUGUUUCUCUGCAGCGCUCCGCUUGCCGAGCUCUGUGCCCCAGAGUGAGAAAGAGACUCGCGUCAAUCACCUCAUCAAAGAACUGGGACUCACCAAGGUGGCCGAUUGCCAGGUGGGCACGCAAAUGAUCCGAGGAAUAUCUGGAGGAGAGAGGAAGAGGACCAUCAUCGGAAUGGAGAUGAUUAUUGACCCAUCUGUCCUGUUUCUGGAUGAGCCCACCACAGGACUGGAUGCAAGCACCGCAAAUUCUGUCCUGCUCUUGCUGAAAAGAAUGGGUGAUCAGGGAAGGACCAUAAUUAUGUCAAUUCACCAACCACGAUACUCCAUCUAUAGACUCUUUGACACGCUGACGCUGCUCCUUAGUGGGAAAAUGGUGUUCCACGGACCUGCAGCAAACGCUCUGGACUACUUUGCCAACAUAGGCUAUCCCUGUGAACCCCACAACAACCCAGCUGACUUCUUUUUGGAUGUCAUCAAUGGAGACUCAGCCACUAUGACUGGGACCAGAGUGCACUGCUCUGAAGAACUGGACUUCGAGGACCUCAGUAACCCUGGGCAGCACAUUGAGGAGCACCUGGUGGACGAGUACAGGAACAGCAUCUACUCCAGGAACACUCAGGCGGCGCUGGAACGCAUCGCUCAAAGCAAGGACCAUGUCUGCCAUCCAGUAUCACACAUCAUCACCUACAACAGUUCCUUUUUCCAUCAGCUGUGCUGGGGGCUUAAAAGAACCUUCAAGAACCUCAUGCUGAACCCACAAACAUCAGUGGCCCAGUUGGGAGUCAAUAUUUUCCUGGCUUUAGUCAUCGGAGCCAUUUUCUGCAGUGUCAAAGAGGAUCAGAGUGGAAUUCAGAACAGGAAGGGUGCCCUGUUUUUCAUCACUAUGAACCAGUGUUUCAGUACAGUGUCUGCAGCUGAGCUGUUCAUCGUUGAGAGGAAACUGUUUGUACACGAGUACAUCAGCGGCUACUACAGGUCUGUCUACUUUCUGUCUAAGAUUCUAUCUGACAUCAUCGCUCUGCGCACCGUCACCUCCAUCUUCAGCUGCAUUGUUUACUUUGUGAUCGGUUUGAAACCCACACUAGCAGGCUUUUCAGUCUUCACGCUGACAGUUACUCUGGUGGCUUACACGGCCACAGUCAUGACCAUGGCCAUCGCAGCUAACCAAAAUGUGGUGGCGCUCGCCAACAUCUUCAUGACCAUCACUUUUGUCUUCAUGAUGAUUUUCUCAGGUCUUCUGGUGAACCUUCCCAGCAUCAUGGACUGGUUGGCUUGGCUGAAAUACUUCAGUAUUCCUCGCUAUGGCCUAGCAGCCCUGGAGAUCAAUGAGUUUGUGGAUUUGAAGUUCUGUGAAGAGGCUGUGAUCCAAAACACCACCGUGUCCAGUGUAAUGUCCAACUGCACUGUGAGCACAGCUGGCCUUAUAUGUACAGGGGAACAGUAUCUGGACUACCUGGGAAUAGAUUACACCACGUGGGGACUGUGGCAGAAUCAUUUGGCUUUGACUAUUAUGGCACUCCUAUUCCUUGUCAUUGCUUAUCUGAAACUUUUCAUCAAGAAAUUCACAUAAGUGUCUGAUUCUGCAUUUUUAAUUCUUUACAUUCUCAAAAACCGACUAGGGGUUGCAAUAGGUUUAACGAAUGACUGGAGUAUAAACACCCAUUUAUAAAAACAUUUAAUUUUCAGGAACCAUUAUGACAAGACAUUUUGUUGAGCCAAGAAUAGAGACAUUUGUUCUGUUAGCUGAAAUGAAAUCAUGCAAGUGCUGGUAGGGUCUCAGUGUAGAAGAGGAUGACUCAUCUCUUCACCUCUCUACCACACGUUUCAUUACUUUGAAUAGUACUACUGUUUGCAGCCUCAUUAUUCCGUGCUGCCUCUCAUUCAAACACAUAUACUUUGUCUUUCUCUGACUGACCUUCAUUCACCAUCUCUCCGGAAUAUAUCUUCCCCUUUUCCAGGCACAUCUCAGUCUGCUCCCUACUAUCACUACAAAUUAUAAGGUCAAUGUUCUUCUUCGAAGGUUUUUUUUAUUUUCAAGUUGACUGUGGUUAUGAUUACUUCCAUUUGCUGUUUUAUUUUUAAAUCAGUUCUAAAGACUACAUGUGUUAACAGUGGUGUACCAUUUUAUUUAGCUUCCAAAAUCACAGGAGACUGACUUGUACCUCAGCACUGAUUAUUCUUCAGAUAUUGUAUCAUGACAUGUAUCUGCUUGAUUGAGUCUGUUCAUUUGUUUGAUUGUUACAAAACCUAUACAUUAUUUUUGAAACUAAACAUUUUAUGAUGCUAAAUAAACAUUUUCAACUAAUCCUGGUUUGAGUGUUUCUACUCUCAAAUAGAUCUAGUUUACUGUGUUUUG
Molecule: messenger RNA, 2797 nt
Organism: Thalassophryne amazonica
Lineage: Eukaryota; Metazoa; Chordata; Actinopteri; Batrachoidiformes; Batrachoididae
Gene: abcg2d
Product: ATP-binding cassette, sub-family G (WHITE), member 2d
Cellular component (GO): plasma membrane
Molecular function (GO): ABC-type transporter activity; ATP binding; ATP hydrolysis activity
Source: RefSeq, a predicted model, not a curated record